UGUACUAAUUGUCAUACUAAAACUACCCCACUUUGGAGAAGAAAUCCUCAAGGACAACCACUAUGUAAUGCUUGUGGAUUGUUUUUGAAAUUACAUGGUGUUGUCCGUCCAUUAAGUUUGAAAACUGAUGUCAUUAAAAAGAGACAACGUAAUUCAAAUCCAAAGAAG
Molecule: messenger RNA, 168 nt
Organism: Scheffersomyces coipomensis
Lineage: Eukaryota; Fungi; Ascomycota; Pichiomycetes; Serinales; Debaryomycetaceae
Gene: GAT1
Product: Gat1p
Exons: 1
Biological process (GO): positive regulation of transcription by RNA polymerase II; negative regulation of transcription by RNA polymerase II
Molecular function (GO): DNA-binding transcription factor activity, RNA polymerase II-specific; RNA polymerase II cis-regulatory region sequence-specific DNA binding; zinc ion binding
Source: RefSeq, a predicted model, not a curated record